This is a messenger RNA of Pelobates cultripes (western spadefoot toad), 256 nucleotides long. The record is from the annotation of a GenBank genome assembly. Lineage: Eukaryota; Metazoa; Chordata; Amphibia; Anura; Pelobatidae.
ACCUUUCUCAGGUCUUUGACUGCCCCACAUCUCCCAUUCAAUACACUGCGGCUGCAGACUCCAUAUCCCAGGGAGCUGAGACGCGAUUUCACGCCCUUUUUCUUGGGCUUCCCCCUCUCGCGUCUUUCCUGAUUCAAUCUCUCCGCCUACCUGACAUCGCAGUGGCCAUUUUACCCGUCCUCCGCUUUGCCGCCUUUUUUGUCUGGCGCUGUAACGGUUGGAACUGUGGGCACUUUCGCACAUCCUCCUAUCGGUG